AACAGGAGGCGAAAGCAAGUGUGUUCAACAGGAGGCGAAAGCAAGUGUGUUCAACAGGAGGCGAAAGCAGGUGUGUUCAACAGAGGAGGAAGACAGGUGUAUUCAUCAAGGGACGAAGACAGGCAGCAACACCGACAUGACCAACUACAACAAGAGUGCGGACGUGGUGGCCAUGGAUAUCAACGCGCCGGAACACAUGGUGUCUUUCGGCAAAAAGGGCGGCUGCUACAUCAGCCGGACUGUGGGCUGGCUGCUGGUCGUCACGUUCGUGAGCGCUGUCGCGGCCACGGGGCUCCUAGUCUACUUCUACGCUCCCCAUCCUAAAAUUAUCGAGACCCCGGUGGAAGGAUAUCAGAACUCUAGAGUCACUCCAGUAAGGACCACCGCUGCAACCACAACAACCACCACCACAGCAGCGUCCACCACCACCACAGCAGCGUCCACCACCACCACAGCUGCUCCCACUACAUCCACCUCUAUGACCACCACCAGUGCUGCCAUAACUACCAACAGUCCUGACAUUAUCACCACCUUAGAUGCCAGAACCACCAUUAGUGCCGCCAGUACCACCACUGAAGAUGCCAGCGCCACCACCGCUAGUGCCGUCAGUACCACGGUCACUGCUGCCAGUGCCACCACCACCGAAGAUGCCAAUGCCACUAGUGAAGAUGUCAGUGCCACUGAAGAUGCCAGUGCCACUGAAGAUGCCAGUGCCACUGAAGAUGCCAGUGCCACUGAAGAUGCCAGUGCCACUGAAGAUGUCAGUGCCACUGAAGAUGCCAGUGCCACUGAAGAUGCCAGUGCCACCACCACUGAAGAUGCCAGUGCCACCACCACCACCGCUUCUAUCAAUACCACCUCCUCUCAUGCCAGUACCGCCAUUACCACCACUUUUCAAACCAGUACCAUUGCUAGUGCAGUCAGUACCACGGACACUGCUCCCAGUAGCACCGCCGGGGGAAUUUUGACCACCAUCACCACAACUGUACCUUCUAUCAUAGCAGCCCCUGAGAAGGAAAAGAUAGACGCCCGUCUUCCCAGAGCCCUGAAGCCCCUCCACUACCUGGUCAAGCUUCAACCUUUCAUCAACGGCAACUUCAGCAUCCUGGGCUACGUGGAGGUGGAGAUGGAGGUGCUGGAGCCCACCCUCAACAUCACUCUCCACAUCGCCGACAUCAUCACCAAGAAUGACACUAUCACGCUGAGAGACAAAGAAGAUAAAGACGGUCUUGAUUUAGUGAUUAAGAAGCACGAGUAUGACCCUAAGCGAGAGUUCUACCUGGCGCACCUGGAGGAGGCGCUGCAGCAGGGUCACAAGUAUGUACUCUCCAUGGAGUUCACCGGCCUCCUCAAUGACAAACUCCAUGGUUUCUACAGAUCCAGCUACAGAGACGCUCAGGGCAAAGAGAAGUGGUUGGCGGUGACGCAGUUCCAGGCGACGGACGCGCGACGAGCCUUCCCGUGCUUCGACGAGCCGGGACUGAAGGCCAGAUUCGAAGUGCACCUCGCCAGGGAGGAGAACAUGACCUCCAUCUCCAACAUGCCCAUCAACUCCACCUUCCCAGUGGAGGGUCAGGAGGGGUGGGUCUGGGACCACUACCAGACCACCGUACCCAUGUCCACCUACCUCGUCGCCUUCGUCGUGUCAGACUUCGCUUACUUGAAUUCCACCGAUAUUGACAGCACUUUAUUCAGAGUGUGGGCUCGAGAGGAGGCCGUGCAGCAGGCGGAGUACGCAAUGAACAUCGGACCUGCCAUCCUCACCCACUUCGAGGACUACUUCAACCAGUCCUACCCACUCCCCAAGCAGGACAUGAUCGCCAUCCCGGACUUCGCUGCUGGAGCCAUGGAGAACUGGGGACUCAUUACCUACAGGGAAACAGCGAUGCUGUUCGAUCCUGAACUGUCUGCUCCCACCGACCAGUACCGAGUGGCCCUGGUGGUGGCCCACGAGCUGGCCCACCAGUGGUUCGGUAAUCUGGUCACGCCUAGGUGGUGGACCGACAUCUGGCUCAACGAAGGCUUCGCUGCCUUCGUCCAGUACAUCGGCAUGGACUAUGUUGAACCCACAUGGAAAGUGAAAGAACUGUUUGUGGCUGACAAGCUUCAGAAUGUGUUUACCAUGGACAGCCUUGAGUCGUCACAUCAGAUUAGCAUCCCAGUAGGUCAUCCCAAUGAGAUCGGGCAGAUCUUUGACAGCAUCUCUUAUGACAAAGGGGCGUCCAUCAUCCGCAUGAUGAACCACUUCCUGACGGAGGACACCCUGAGGAAGGGCCUGAGUAAAUACCUUAAUGACUUCAAGUAUGGGAACGCCGAGCAGGACGACCUUUGGGAGCACCUGACGGAGGCAGCCCAUCAGGACGGUACACUGCCCCUUCACCUCACUGUCAAGACCAUCAUGGACACCUGGACGCUGCAGAUGGGUUACCCCGUCAUCAUGGUUGACAGGAGCCCGGACGGUACUUCCGCUACUGUCUCCCAGGAGCGUUUCUUGAUGGCAGGAAAGGCCGAUUCUACGGACACCCACGUCUACAAGUGGUGGGUGCCGUUGACCUACACAGGUGGCGACGACCCCAACUUCAACAAUACAGAGGUCAAGGUGUGGAUGAAGGAGUCCGAGACACACAUCACCAUCCCGUCCCUGCCCAACAAGGACCAUUGGGUCAUCUUUAACCUGCGGGAGACGGGUUAUUACAGAGUUAACUACGACCACAACAACUGGAAUCUGCUCAUCCUGCAGCUAUUCAGCGACUACCAGGCCAUCCACACCGUCAACAGAGCACAGAUCAUCGAUGAUGUCAUGGACCUCGCCAGAGCAGGCCAUGUGAGCUACGAUGUGGCCCUGGAGCUCUACAGCUACCUGCGCCACGAGACCGAGUACGUGCCCUGGGUAGCAGCCGUCAACAACCUGGGCUAUUUAAGGAGCAUGUUCACACGCACAGGCAGCUACGGCGCUCUCAAGAGCUACCUGCUGGACAUGGUGGUCCCGCUCUAUGACAGGGUUGGGUUCAACAACAGAGCGGACGACCCUCUCCUGGAGCAGUACCUGCGCCACACUGCCGUCAGCUGGGCCUGUACGCUGCGCCACAAACCUUGUCAAAAUAACGCGCUCAGUCUCUUUCGCCAGUGGAUGACCAACCCAAAGAAUCACACGAUAAUCUCGCCCAAUCUGAAGCCUGUGAUUUACUGCCAGGCCCUAGCGGCAGGCGGGGAGGAGGAGUGGAACUUCUCCUGGGAUCAGUACCUCCAGAGCAACGUUGGGUCGGAGAAGAAUAGGCUACUGAGCGCCAUGGGCUGCACCAGGGAGCUGUGGCUACUCUCUAGGUACUUGGAGAUGGCCUUCGACUCCAACAGUGGCAUCAGGAAGCAGGAUACACAGCUUGUCUUUGCGGCUGUUGCCUACAACGAUGUAGGGCGUCCCCUGGCCUGGACCUUCCUCAGGGACAACUGGAAGAAAGUCUAUGACUACUUCGGAGGAAAAGCGAAGUCGUUCUUGAUCUCUUCCUCAGCCUCCGGCUUCAACACUCGGCAACAGCUCAAGGAGGUGAUGGCCUUCCAGGAGGAACACCGUGAAGAGCUGAAGACCGCCUCCAGAAAGGUGGAUCAGAAAAUAGAGACAAUAACGAACGACAUCGCCUGGAUGGACGCUAACUACGAGACUAUAGUUCAAUGGCUGGAACAGCAGGGAUACAGCACCAAGCUGAGGAGUAUAUGAAAGAUCUCAACUCACUCAUCAAGGGAAAACUCUUAAGUAUAACCAAAAUGUACUCUUAAUAACAUCUGAAAAGCAUCAACACGAAUAUUAAUUAUUAUAAGAGGUAAAAUCAUAAUCAAGAAUAUGAACGUCUGGAAAGCAACAUAACUCACUGAGGACCUCUGAGUAUGUUUUAACACCGCUAGAUAUAUCCGAGUAUGGGGGUGACACUACCAGAAAGCCUUAUGAGUAUACUGCAACACCAUAAGACAGUUUCAUGAGACUGCUGUAGCACCACCAGAAAGCUUUCAGUAAAUUGUAACACCUUCAGCAGCAACAACAGCAAUACCUGAGUAGCAUCUUGUCCAGAACAACAAAGCUGAAUGAAGUCAGAAGACAUCUUGAGUAAAUAAGAACGUCUUGAGUGACAAUCUCGAUCAAGAGAACUGAGAAGCACACGACUGUAAGAACCUUCGAUAGUUAUCCGCAUAACUUUUUAUCUUUUCUUUGAUCACCUUUCUAUGCCAAUGCCACAGAUGCUCUUCGCGUCUGCACUGAUUUUACUCAGGAAAUAAGCAUGUAAAUUAGAUUCAUGACGCCCGCAAGUUAUGACAGAUUACACAAUUUCAUUUCCUUUUUUUCUUCAUAUUCCACAUAUCACAUUGCUGUUCAUAUUUUUGUUAAUAUAAUGCUUAUUUAAUCAUGUGACAUUAUGAAUUAGGAAUUUGGGGAAUUCCUAAUUCCCCAAAAUAUAUUCCCCAAACGAAUACCUUUGGGGGGUUAUAUUUUAAAAUUUAUGACCGCUGCUUCCAGUUCUGAAUGAGGAGCUCUUUAGCUUUUGUAUGUCUGUCUGUCUGAAGAUUAUUGUGUGGAAAAUGUCAUAAGAUCGUGAUUGAAAACCAAUAUCCCAACAUGCGCAUGAAAGUAAAGAAAAGUCAGGACGUUUCGCUCUGUUUUGAACCCAAAUAAAGUCAAAAUUUGAUAAGGGUUCAUUACAGACCGAAACGUCGACACUUCUUUCAUUACAUAUAUGUGUGUGCGUUGAGUUGUAGGAAUUUUGUAUUAUUGUAUUUAUAUGCCAAUGGCGCCAAGGCAAACUGUAUAUAUGUAUUGUUGAUAAUAUAUAUUUAGGAUAGUU
Molecule: messenger RNA, 4832 nt
Organism: Procambarus clarkii (red swamp crayfish)
Lineage: Eukaryota; Metazoa; Arthropoda; Malacostraca; Decapoda; Cambaridae
Product: aminopeptidase N
Biological process (GO): peptide catabolic process; proteolysis
Cellular component (GO): cytoplasm
Molecular function (GO): zinc ion binding; peptide binding; metalloaminopeptidase activity
Source: RefSeq, a predicted model, not a curated record